Molecule: messenger RNA, 1677 nt
Organism: Zasmidium cellare ATCC 36951
Lineage: Eukaryota; Fungi; Ascomycota; Dothideomycetes; Mycosphaerellales; Mycosphaerellaceae
Exons: 2
Coding region: 1-1677 (558 amino acids)
Cellular component (GO): mitochondrion
Molecular function (GO): 2 iron, 2 sulfur cluster binding; 2-methylcitrate dehydratase activity
Source: RefSeq, a predicted model, not a curated record
AUGUCAUCUCUUGCUGCUCGAAGCCUCCUCCGAACCACGUCCAGAAGCCUAAGCCGCAGCAGCAGCAGCAGCAGCAGCAAAGCUCCACUCUGCACCUCUACAAAACUCGUCCAGCAAUCCCUCAGACCGCACCGAUCUCCCCUCUCCCAGUUGCAAUCUGCAAGAGCUUUCUCCACCACCAUGGCUCCUCACAGUGCUGCCCCCGCGGGGCCAAAGCCAGAGUAUGAUCCCGAGAUCAAGGACAUGGCAGACUACAUCCACAACUACAAGAUCAACUCCGAUCUCGCUGUCGACACUGCUCGAUUCGUCUUCCUCGACACCCUGGGCUGCGGUCUCGAAGCCCUCAAGUUCCAAACCUGCACCAAGCUCCUCGGCCCAGUCGUCCCAGGCACCGUCGUUCCCAACGGUACCCGCGUGCCAGGUACUCCCUACGUCCUCGAUCCAGUCAAUGGUGCUUUCAACAUUGGUGCCAUCAUCAGAUGGCUCGACUUCAACGACUGCUGGCUGGCGGCUGAGUGGGGUCACCCAUCGGACAACCUGGGAGCCAUUCUCGCUGUGGCAGACUGGAUGAACAGGACAAACAAGGCAGGAGGCGAGAAGAUCAACAAUGGCAAGACCUUCACCAUUCUCGAUGUGCUCCACGGCAUGAUCAAGGCACACGAAAUCCAGGGUUGCUUGGCUCUGGAGAACAGCUUCAACAAGGUCGGUCUGGACCACGUCGUGAACGUCAAGGUUGCCUCCGCCGCUGUCGUCUCCCAAAUGCUCGGCUUGAACGAGGAGCAGACCCGUGCCGUCAUCUCCCAGGCCUGGGUCGACGGCCAGAGCAUGAGAACCUACCGCCACACUCCCAACACCAUGUCCCGCAAGUCCUGGGCUGCCGGUGACGCUUGCCAGCGUGCCGUAGACAUGGCCCUCAAGGUCAUGAAAGGCGAGGGUGGCCUACCAACCGUCCUCUCUACCCCAGUCUGGGGCUUCUACGACGUCAACUUCAACGGCCAAAAAUUCAAAUUCCAGCGCCCAUACGGCUCGUACGUGAUGGAGAACGUGCUCUUCAAGGUCUCCUACCCGGCCGAAUUCCACUCGCAAACCGCCGUCGAGGCCUCGGAGCGCAUCUACCACAAGCUGAAGAAGAUGGGCAAAUCCGCCGAGGACAUCGAGUCCAUCACCAACCGCACCCACGAAGCCUGCAUCCGCAUCAUCGACAAGCAGUUCAAGCCCAUGGACAACUACGCCGACCGCGACCACUGCGUGCAGUACAUGUGCUCCGUCAUGCUCGUCUACGGCCGCCUGACCGCCGACGACUACACCGACGGCGGCGAGGCCGCCACAAGCCCACUCGUCGAAUCCCUCCGCCAACGCAUCGCCUGCAGGGAAGACCCCGCCUUCACCACCGACUACCACGACCCCGAGAAGCGCACCAUCUCCAACGCCCUGACCGUCACGCUCAAGGACGGCACCGUGUUGGACGAAGAGGUCGUCGAGGCGCCAUUGGGCCACCGACUCCGGAGAGAAGAGGCGAAGCCCGAGAUCAUGGCCAAGUACUUGCGACACAUCUCGCCGCAUUUCCCCAAGGAGCAUGUGCAGAAGCUGGUGGAUUUGGGCAAUAACCCGGCCGAGCUGUACAAGACCCCCGUGGAUGAGUACAUGGAUUUGUAUGUCAAGGCUAAGAUUUUGUAG